This is a messenger RNA of Sarcophilus harrisii (Tasmanian devil), 2099 nucleotides long. RefSeq names its product centromere protein O (gene CENPO). Gene Ontology annotation, cellular component: Mis6-Sim4 complex; kinetochore. Bases 364 to 1251 code for a protein of 295 amino acids. The transcript has 7 exons. The record is from RefSeq and is a predicted model, not a curated record. NCBI's taxonomy places the organism in Eukaryota, Metazoa, Chordata, Mammalia, Dasyuromorphia, Dasyuridae.
GCCGCCAUAUUGUUGUACGGUAAGUACGCUAGGCAUGUCGGGAGGAUGAGCCCGUUUUAAAGGAGUUGGCGGCGGGAAUCUAAAUUCAUUCGCUUCUGAAAGUCGCCGAAAUUGGGUGUUGUGAGUCCUGCUAUCUCUGCCCGAGAAGGGAGGAAAAGAUCCGCACGAAGAGCUGCCAUUAAAACCUGCUUCUUGCCCUUACGAAUACCUCUCCGAAUUGCUGCUUUUCUUCCUUUUUAAAAUGAGACUAACACUCCCUGUAACUGUAGCCUGCGCCGCGUGAAGCUUGGAAUUCGGGGGACGUUCUCCGUCAUCUAGGUGUCUUCUAAACAAAACAAACAGCCUCUGGGAGCGGGAGGGCCCAUGGCAGCUUCCCAGAGACAUGGUAUUUUAUAUCAGCUGGAAAGACUGGAGGCUUCUGAACAGAGAUCAACCAGGAGACAAGAGCGGCACCAGGAACUGGAGGAUACAGAAAGUGACUUGGAAGGGAAGAUCCUUAAGCUGAGAAAACUUCGGGAUGAACUGAAGACUAAAGUAAAGCUACAGGAAGCCAGUGCCAGAAUACCCAUCACUAACCUAGAGCCCUAUGAAGAAUUGAAGAACUGUAAGGAAAAUUUGGAGAUGAAAUUGGAAAAAGCUAAAGCUUUCUUUCAGGCAUUCCAUUUAACAGGGCUUAAUGGCAGAUUGACCACGAAAGGGGUUUGUCUGUGCUUCAACACUGCUUUUGAGGGAAAUAUCUUGGAUUCCUAUUAUGUGGAUGUUAUCAUCAAGAAACCACUAACAAUACAACGCCAUUCAGUUCCAGUCUUCAUACCCCUGGAACAGAUAGCUGCAAAAUACUUACAGACCAAUUUUCAAAAUUUUGUGUAUAGUCUCAGCGAACACCUAAAUGCAUAUUCUGGAAGAAAAUACCAGGCAGAUCAAGUCCAGAGUGGCUUUUCAGCUUUCCUGGCCAGGCCCUUGCAGAGAAAUUCGCUGUGCACUUUGCUGUCAUUCACGUACACCAUGGACCCCAAUGAAGAGUCCUUCCCUUUUUGUGCCAGGCUUUUGUACCAUGAUCUCACAAUUACUCUUCCCACCAGUGUCACAAUUACGUAUCAAGGGACAGGAGCAACACCUGCCUCGUGGGAGGACCAGCGAGCAGUACAUGUGACUUUAUUCUAUAAAAAUGCCCUUCAUAAGGUGUUUGAAUCUUUUUUGAGAGUAGAAAAGAACUUUGAUUGUUUAUCCAGCAUACCCAGAAGCAGAUGAAUCUGUUCCUUGGAAAACACAUGCAGAAUGAUCAGGAGCACAAUAUUAUUCAAUGCCUUUUGGAACCGACAACUAUUUGAUAGACUCUGGCUCUGACUCCACACUUUCUCUAUCAUAAAUUUUCCUGUGCAUGUGAACGGCCACACCCAACUUUUCAAAUGGCCUAUAGGGAAGACAAGUCUGUGAGCCUGUAGAUAAUAAUCUUAAAGGUUAAGCUGUUGUGACCAGCCAGUGCUUGGAUAGCUUGGACAGUAAGAGGACAGAAUGGUUUGCUGAAUACUUUUUGAGGCCGAUAACUUGCUUUAUAUCAGCAAAUGAAACAAAGCAUUGAGGAAUAUUCUGGUGGAGAUAGGAGACGGAAAAGUUCAUUGAACCAAAGACUCCUAUCAGUAACUCAUGGAAGCUUUACUUGUAUUGUGUACUUUGUAUUAUUUUUAUUUUCUCAUUUUCUUAUGAAGAUGAACAAAAAUGGCUUUGAAAAUGAAAUUAUCAGAGGAUAAAAAUAUGUAUAUAUGUUGUGUAUAUUAGUCCGUGGUAUAAACCAAUGUAGCCUAAACUAAUGUCUUGUUUUGGUUGUAUUCAAUUAGAAAAGAUUAUUUGGAAUAAGUAGAUCAAAUAAAUACUAUCUGGCUAGAGCAUUCUUAAUCCAUCUGUGAGAAACCUUAGUGGGAGAAAAUAAACUAGGAUCUACUCCAACCUAAUCAUAUCCCCUCUGAUGCUUUAGUCACCUAUAUUCCCAAAUCCUUCCUUCCCUCAAGAAAUAUUACCCAGAUCUUCAUCUUUGUUUAUCCCUUUUUCUAUGAACCUUAAAUCCUUGUCUGAGUCCUUCUCUAAGAAAACCUGGCUUU